Messenger RNA from Manis pentadactyla (Chinese pangolin), 1753 nucleotides. RefSeq names its product phospholipid phosphatase 4 (gene PLPP4). The transcript is spliced from 7 exons. Gene Ontology annotation, molecular function: phosphatidate phosphatase activity. The record is from RefSeq and is a predicted model, not a curated record. NCBI's taxonomy places the organism in Eukaryota, Metazoa, Chordata, Mammalia, Pholidota, Manidae. The coding region runs from base 590 to 1405 and encodes 271 amino acids. Gene Ontology annotation, biological process: phospholipid metabolic process.
GAGCUUCCUGCAGGCAAUACGCAGCCUGAGAAUGAUCUCGGGGGAACUUCCUAGGAAAAAGGACGUACUUCAGGGUGGGAAGGUGUAGACAGGGAGCGCCAGGGCCGCCUCCAGCCGGAGAGAAUCCCCAGCGCGCUCCUACUACCAGCCCACGUGCGUGCGCCGGGCGGCCGGACGGCGGAGCGCGAGCCGGAGGCCCGGCGGGAAAGCGCAGGGGGGCGGCAGGCAGCGGGGAGCGCGCAGGGGCGGGGAGGCGGCGGCGGGGCUUCCCCGGGCUUCCCUCCCGGGCCGCGGGCGCCCGGCGCGGGCCCAGGGCGCGGAGGCAGCGCGCAGGGGCGGGGAGUCCCCGAGGCGCUCCUCGCUGGGCGCGGGAACGCAGCGCCGGAGCGCCGGGGCCCGCGGACGGGGGUGGCGCUGGUUCCUCCCCGCCGCCCCCGCCCCCGCCCCCGCCCGGCUCCCGCCUCCCGCCCCCGCCCGCGGCCUGGAGCGCCUCCCUCGCGCCCCGGGUCUGGCGAGCCGGCGCCGGCCGAGCUGCGGGAGUCGCCGAGAGCACCAGCCGCCGCCGCCCCGGAGCUGCUCCGGCCGCACCAUGCGGGAACUGGCCAUCGAGAUCGGGGUCCGAGCCCUGCUCUUCGGGGUCUUCGUUUUUACAGAGUUCUUGGACCCAUUCCAGAGAGUCAUCCAGCCAGAGGAGAUCUGGCUCUAUAAAAAUCCUUUGGUGCAGUCAGACAACGUACCUACCCGCCUCAUGUUUGCAAUUUCUUUCCUCACACCCCUGGCUGUUAUUUGUGUGGUGAAAAUAAUCCGGCGAACAGACAAGACUGAAAUUAAGGAAGCCUUCUUAGCGGUGUCCUUGGCCCUUGCUUUGAAUGGAGUCUGCACAAACACUAUUAAAUUAAUAGUGGGAAGACCUCGCCCCGAUUUCUUUUACCGCUGCUUUCCAGAUGGAGUGAUGAACUCGGAAAUGCACUGCACCGGUGACCCUGAUCUGGUGUCCGAGGGCCGCAAAAGCUUCCCCAGCAUCCAUUCCUCCUUUGCCUUUUCGGGCCUUGGCUUCACGACGUUCUACUUGGCUGGCAAGCUGCACUGCUUCACCGAGAGCGGGCGGGGGAAGAGCUGGCGGCUCUGCGCUGCCAUCCUGCCCCUGUACUGUGCCAUGAUGAUCGCCCUGUCCCGCAUGUGUGACUACAAGCAUCACUGGCAAGAUUCUUUCGUCGGUGGAGUCAUCGGCCUCAUUUUUGCAUACAUUUGCUACAGACAGCACUACCCUCCUCUGGCCAACACGGCCUGUCACAAACCGUACGUCAGUCUCCGAGUUCCAACCUCGCUGAAGAAAGAUGAGGGACCCACAGCCGACAGCGUGCCCAGUAUGCCUCUGGAGGGGAUCACCGAAGGCCCCGUAUGACUAGUGACUCAGGGCAAGGGACGAUGAGCUGGGGCGCACUCUUCACCCCAACACCAUAACACCAUAGAGGUUUUCUGUAGCGUGUUUCUCCUCAGUUGUUUCUCAAGUUACCCUUCUGCUUCCAUUCUGUUGAUGGUGUUCCUGCUACUUUCAAUAUCUCCUUUCAACCUUCUUGAAUUUGCAAAGGAAGGACCCAGGAACAGCUUCUGAGAGACGUGUGGAAAGAGGCUGCAGGGUGGUGUGGGUGCAGCGUGGUCACUCCCUUUACCUGAAAUGUUUGACGUAACAGCUACCAUCCUAUGUUUUCAUGGUCGUAAACCAUAAUAAAACCCCCCACUUGGAAGAAGA